This is a messenger RNA of Clunio marinus, 1816 nucleotides long. The record is from the annotation of a GenBank genome assembly. NCBI's taxonomy places the organism in Eukaryota, Metazoa, Arthropoda, Insecta, Diptera, Chironomidae.
AGUGUGUUCAUAACUUUUUGCCAGCUAAGACGCUAAAUUUCUGCUCCUAGUUGUUAACAUUUUCAAAGGACAUUAAAUAAACGUUGGAUUUAUAGAAGCACUAAAGUGGUUGAUUUUUUUGAAUUAAAGUAUUUAUUGGAUGAUCUUUUAUCAUUAAUAAGAGUCACGUUGAGAGAUCCUUAAAAACAAAUUAAAUUAUAAGACUUUCACCAAAUAAACGUGUAUGCUGUUGGAUGUCUUCAGCCGAAUUUAAAGUGGCAUAAAGAAAUUAAAGUGUUUGAAAAGGUUGACAGCUUAAAAGCAAAAAAAGAAAUAUUGCGAUAAAUAAUUACUCAUUCGAAAUUGAUCGUAAUCAUCGGUUGUUGACUGUGCAGUAUACAGUGGUGAACGUUUCAUUUCAUCGAUCUAUUAAUUUAUCUCAAGCUAAGAGCGCUUUAUGCAACAGAAUCUCAACAGAGAAUUUCUCAAAUUUUAUUUUCAUAUCCAUCAACAGAAACAAGUUUUCUGAACAACAUCUUGAAAGAGUUGAUUGUCUUGGCCAGUUGAUUAGAAGUGUAACAAUUUGUGUAUCAUGAACAGCAGCUUAAUUGAGUUGGAAACAUGGAUCAUAUUUCAGAAAAUCUCAUCUGAUUGUUCAAACUGUUUGUAAUAUUUUAUACUUUUGUCAUCAUUUUAUUAUCCUUCGUCGACAUCUAAAUAUUUCUCUCAAGAUAUUAUUUUUUACAACACCUUAGUUUUUGUUUCUGGAUGAAAAAACUUUUUAGUCGUUUCUAACGUCAGUUACAUGAGAACAUAAAAAGUUUUUCUUUUUUUUUUUGAGUAUUUUAUGAAGUUUUGUUGGAACAAUGGUUAAUACAGUCAUGACUGAUAAUGCUUUUAGAGCGAAAGAUAUUGGAUUGCGAGCACAAAAGAAAAUUUUAAGUCGUAUGGCUUCAAAGAAUGUUGCCAAAGUCUUUAUCGAUGAAACGACUUCGAGUCUUUUGGACAACGUCUAUCGGCUUACAAAACAUCAGCUUGGAAGUAAAAAAGAAGCCGAAAAAUUGGUGAAAAAUAUCAUUAAGAUUGUGAUAAAAUUGGCGAUACUUCAUAAGAACGAAGUUUUUACCGAAGAUGAGACUCAGAAGACCAACACAUUUUAUCAGAAAUUUACAAAACUCCAAAUGUCAAUUAUCUCAUUCUUUGAAGUUGAAUUUAGUUUUGAUUUAAUUUAUCUUCAAAAAUUGAUAACUGAAGUUCAUCAACUUCUGAAGGAAAUUGUUAGUAGUCAUUUAUCUGAUAAAAGCUUAUUGAAAAUCGAUGAAAUCUUUGAGUCUCUCAACAACCCACAAUUCCUUGAAUCGAUUUUCAAAGCCGAUUCACCUCAUCGAGACUUAAUGGAGAAGAUUGUUUCAGACCUCAAUAAAGUCAUGGAACAAAAUGAGUAGAAUUUUUCACGCAAAACAAAAACUAAUCAAACUUUUGCAAACACUUGCAUAUCUGAGAACUUUGUUUUAUGUCUCAAAUGAAAAGAAAAUACCUUGUUAGUUAUUAAAAUAGUAUUAAGGGCGGGCCUAAAUUAAGGCUAAUCUCAUGGUCGUACUCAUAUUUGUUUUAUGUUUUGCCAUGUUAAGACUUAAUCUCUUCUUAUCGUAGAAGAAUCACAAUGAGUUUGUAAACUUUUCGCUCUUAUUUUAGACUAAUUAAGUAUGUGAAGAAAGUAGAAAGAAAAACAAUCAAUAAAUCCCUCCAUGAAUUUAUCCAAAAAGAUUAUGGAAGAUCGAGUGGUAAAUGAUAAAUCAAAGAUAAAUAAAGAAAAUUUGUGAAAUGUAGAAAAUGU